This is a messenger RNA of Dentiscutata heterogama, 1085 nucleotides long. Lineage: Eukaryota; Fungi; Glomeromycota; Glomeromycetes; Diversisporales; Gigasporaceae. The record is from the annotation of a GenBank genome assembly.
AUGGCAGGCCAAAAUCAAAAUAUAAAUUUUUCGACCACCGAUGACCCACAAAAAAAUCUACCUCAAAAUACACAAGAUACUCAACUGAAUCCUUCACAAGAUACUCAACUGAAUCCUUCACAAAAUCCUCAAGAUACUCAAUUGUAUCCUUCUCAUAAUGUUUGGGCGAAUCCUCAGUCAACUUAUACUCCAUCGCAUGAGCAAUAUGGGCAAUAUAAUACUCAAUAUCAACAACAAUUAAACGCUUAUGAUAAUAAUCAAUUUUAUCAACCUACUGGGAACAUGAAUUAUAAUAAUGCAUAUGAUCAUAGCUACAACCCAUAUCAAAAUCAAAAUUUCAACACUUAUAAUAGUAAUUCAACAAACCCAUUUGAUGGGGAUGCUUAUGGUAAUACCGGUACUAAUGUGAAUACUUAUGGUAAUACUGGUGGUAACUUGAAUACGUAUAGUGCUUAUAGCACCGGUGCUGGUACGAAUGCUUAUGCUCCAAAUGCUUACAGUAGUGUCGACAAUGGAACAAAUACUUAUAACACUGCAAAUGCUUAUAACACUGGUCCUGGAACGAAUGCUUACAGUAAUACUGGUGGUAAAGAGGAUACGUAUAAUAGUAGUACCAUAACAAACUCUGAACCUAUUGAAAAUAAAGAAGAUAAUAAUGUAUCGGUAAAUCUUGCAUCCGCUGUGAAUCCUGGAAUUGAGACUUCUGAUCCUUCAAAGUUACAACCCACUGAAGAACAAAAGAAACAUAUACCCAGCGGGAAAAGAUUUUUUUUCAGGUUAUUUAUUCUUUUGGCUAGUGCUGGAGCUCUUGGAUUUAUUAUUGGCGCACCAUUGAUUUCAAAACGGGAUCCACUUGGGGAUGCAAAUCAUUAUGCAAUUAUAUUUUUAUAUAUUGUAUCAGGACUUUCUAUAAUAGUUUCUCUCUAUUUUCUUGGAAAUUAUUGUUUCCGCCGUUGGGGUAAAGCUCAGAAAAUGCCAAGACUUUCAUUACAUCUGCUUGAUUUUAUAUUUGCUGCAAGCUUCGGUGUUUUGAUGGUUUUCUUGAUUAAAGAUUAUACAUGCCCUAUUGGUGGCCUUAAUGGAUG